AUGAAGAAGUUGCAAGAGGAAGAAGGAUUCAAGGUCAUGGCUAUGGAAAAUGAGAAACUCACGGGAGAGGAGAAGAAAAAUGGAGAGAGAAUAUGGGAGGUCCUUCGUAAGAGGACGCAGAAAGCUCAUAUUUCACAGCGAGUAUGGAAUACAGAGCAUGUAAGGAAAAUAAAGACUAGAGGUGGGAAGCCAUCUAGGGGGCCACCUAUAGGCGUUAUCCUAGAGGUUGUCGCAGACUACCUGACACAGGCCGGAUUCAUACAUGUUGCCCGAAUGCGACAUAUUCAGAUCGAUGCCCCUUUAAUUAGUGCUCUGGUCGAGAGGUGGAGACCAGAGACACAUACUUUCCACAUGACCCAAGGUGAGAUGACUAUCACAUUGCAAGAUAUGGUAGGCAUAUUGGGGUUGCCUACUGACGGGGAUGUCGUCACGAGAUCCACCUCUGAGGAUUGGCCCGCUGUUUGUGGGGCUGUAUUUGGCGCGGUUCCACAGCCAAAUGAGUUCCAUCAUUCAGGCGACGUGCGUAUCUCAUACUUAGAUCGGUUAUAUACCAGGUGGACUGAUCAUGAAAGAGAUCGUGCUGCCGAGAUCUACUUCACAAAGGCGCACAUUGCCAGGAUGCUUGGUUCUUGGUUGCUAGCGGACAAGUCUGGAGGCAGCAAUUUCGGUUGUCGGCUAGUCCCGUUGCUUGGGGGAAGAUUUGAUGAUAUUGGCCGAUACAGCUGGGGAUCUGCGGUUCUGUUACACCUUUUCAAGAAUUUGUGUGAAUUGACAGAUGCCGAUCGAUCUGACAUGGGUGGUUGUCAUAUUCUCCUUCAAAUCUGGGCAUGGAUACGAUUCCCACCCAGGUAUUAA
Messenger RNA from Gastrolobium bilobum, 855 nucleotides. RefSeq names its product serine/threonine-protein phosphatase 7 long form homolog. Gene Ontology annotation, biological process: meristem maintenance; meristem development. The transcript has 3 exons. NCBI's taxonomy places the organism in Eukaryota, Viridiplantae, Streptophyta, Magnoliopsida, Fabales, Fabaceae. The record is from RefSeq and is a predicted model, not a curated record. The coding region runs from base 1 to 855 and encodes 284 amino acids.